Messenger RNA from Moesziomyces antarcticus, 3774 nucleotides. RefSeq lists its product as uncharacterized. The record is from RefSeq and is a predicted model, not a curated record. NCBI's taxonomy places the organism in Eukaryota, Fungi, Basidiomycota, Ustilaginomycetes, Ustilaginales, Ustilaginaceae. The transcript is spliced from 7 exons. The coding region runs from base 1 to 3774 and encodes 1257 amino acids.
AUGCACGCUUCGCAGGCCUCGCAGGCUUCGAGUCUUAGUCACGCGCACAUAGCCGGCGCCGGUCAACAUGUCACACUGCCCAGCUCACUGCUGUGCGUGCGUGCAAGAGCUGCAACAGCGCCCACUCGCAUGGACAAGACAGAUGUCAUCCUGGACGCGGUCAGCGUGCAGUCUCAGAGCUCUCAGCCUGUCAUGCUCCGCAUUGACGCCGAUCUCGCUCUUUCACUCUGUCACAAAAUUUUGCCAGCAAUGGAUCACAUCGGGCGCCCACGCCACUACAAUGAGCAAUCUUUGGCUGCGAUGCCGAGCGAAGGAUGGCCAGUGCUAGGAUCGGCGGUCUUCCGUAUCGAUCAGCUCGUGUCGCUUCCUUCGAUCCUGCAGAGCCUCGGUUUGGCCGACUCGCAGCAAUUGACGGGCGCCAGUGUGGACAGCGAGCAGGGUGUCGCGAUGUCGGCAGCAAGCGACUUCGGACUCCCUUCAGAGCACAUCGUCCGUCGGGCAUGGGUCUCGCUCAUGCACCUGUCACAAAAUUCAUUUUGCCUGUCGGUGCUGCACCCCCAGAUUUCGCAUCCCACUCGCUCUGCCUCCGCCUCUGCCUCUGCCUCUCCCACUGCACCGCGGCUCCCGCAGCAAGAUGUCCUGACCCACCGUGACCUUGCGGGCCACUGCUUCCAUCCUCGCUCGGCAACGAACGUUGCAGCUUCAAUGCGUGCAACCGACCGCCCUUCCAACCCAAGCCUGCACCUCCCUCGCUACCUUGGCGCUCCCACUGUCCUGUCAGAAAAUGUUUGUGCGCCGCUUCGGGAUCUUGCCACUUCCACACCAUCCCAUCCUGAAGCAGCAGAAGGGGCGAGAGCUGACCCAGUGCGGCAAAGUCUAUUCUUCGAGCAUGCCAGUGCCUCGGCGGCUCUGACCAGAAGCAGCAUCACACGUGGCUCGCACCCGCCCAACCCUUCAUUCUCCCUUCAUUCGCUUCCCAACCGUCUUUCAUAUAUACGCAUCCUCUCGCAAGGUUCCCGUCAAAUCACAAGGCUGCCGCCAUCCGUGAUCCAGAAAGUGGUAACGCUCCUGCGUCCCGCCGCGCGUCUGCACAUCAUGUCAUACGCGGCGCUCAACACGCAGUACAAUCUGCCCGCCCCGCCUGCCCGGAGUGUCUUUUCGACCAUCCGUCAUGCCAGCGGUCGUGCUUGGUUCCCCGACUUCACCAACGAGUCCGAUCCGGUCGCCGCAUUGCAGGACUUUGUCCGUAUCCUCUUUUAUCCCGUCCUGCGCAACAGCACGUUUGUGCAACUCAAGAUCCUUUCGGUGCUCGUCGCCAUCAUUGGCGUGUCGAUCUUCCUCAUCAUCCUCCGUCGCCUCUAUGAACGAUCCUUCUGGCUCUUUCGUCUCGUUUCUCGCAGCAACGGCACGCUCAUCGUGCCCAACGCCAUCACCGCUUUCGUCGCCGUCGAGAGCGCCUUCGCCAUUCUCUUGAUUGCGUUAUGCUGGGAAGUGAUCGCCUGGUUCCAGCACGGCCACUCGCCCAAAUACAUCAUCCUUUGGAUCGGAUUGACCUGGCUUCCACUCAUCCUCGGAGCGUGGUGCACAACCGUCGGCAUCAUCUACGCGCGUCCCGAUGCGCUCAGCUUCGUGUCGCCCCAGCCGGGCAAGCCUAGCAGCUGGGCACUGCGACUCGGCAUCACGCCCACCGUGGUCAACGUCUGCGUCUUUACGAUUCCCGUCAUUCAGACCGUCAGCGUCGUGAUCCCAGCCGUGCUGGCACAGCGUCAGUUCAGCAUGGCCUUCGAGCACUACCGCCGCUGGUCGGACGCGCUGCCGUCCGGCGCCACCCUCUCGCGCGAACUCCUGCUCGAGGCUCAGCAGAUCUGGUUCAAGGUGCUUGACGCGGCCUACUACCUAUCCAUCUGUAUGGCGGUGUGGGAAGCAUGGGUAUGCGGUCUGUUCAUCUGCUAUUGCUUGGCUGGUGGCUCGCUCAUCGCCAUGCUCCGCGAUCAGCUCGAGACGCUCAAGUCGUUCAAGCAGAAUCGCUCGUUUAGCGAGUCCUUUGCCAUCCAGAAAAAGGGCAAGCCGACCCCGGUACGCCGCACAAGCGAAGUAUAUGCAGCCCCAGCCAUGCUCCCGCAAGCCGUGGCCGCGGAUGGCGAUCUCGAAAAGCAGAUGUUCGGCACCUCGGAUACGGGCAUGCUCUCCGUUCAAGCGCCACCUCGCUCGCUCUCAAUCACUUCGAAUGCGUCGGACAGCGCCACACUCGUAUCGGGCGACACAGGCUUCAAGCGCUCGCCGAGCCUUACCGCUCCGAACGGCAAGCCGGCUCCGGGAUCGCGCAGGGGCACGUCAGAAUCCGUCGUCGCUGAAACGGCUGCUCAGACGGCUUCGAUGUACUUCACGCGCGACGAGCUCGAGAACGAGGACGAACCGGCGCAAAGCUUCUUCCCGGCGGUGCGCCCGUCAGCGUUUGAGCGGCCGACCCAGGCACAAACCGCGGCAGGCAAGCAGAGUUCGCACAAGCGCUACCUGGAGAAGUUCUACUUGAACUUUGUCGUACAGUUCGCCGGGCUCAUGAUGUGCAUCCUCUUCUUCGCCGUCUUCUGCGGAAAGCUCAUCACGACCUGGUACUCGGCAUGGGAGGCCAACGAGUUUGCAAUGGCGCUUCAGACUGCGCUGCUCGUGGUUGCAUGGGUGACGGUGGUGCUGGCGAGCAUCAUCAUCUUUGCCAUCCUUAGCCGUACGUACGAGCCCGUGCUCUCCAACUUUGGCGCGGUGACUACGAGCCGCAGCAGUGGCAGUCGACGCGCCAGCUUGGUUCGCGCAAACAAUGCCGGCUCGGGCGGCGCUCGCAAACCCGGGCGACGUCUGAGCGAGGCCAAGUCCUGGGCGCUGUCGACGCUCUCGCAGCUGUCCAGCGGCGAAGAUCGACGCAGCCAGGACAUUGGCUUGGACCGCGUUCGUCAUGGGCGCGGCAACAGCCGCGGCGGCUCCUUCUCGGGGCCCGGUCGAUCGUCUCUUCACGGCUAUUCCGAGCUCGACGGGGAGCACGUGUCUCCGCACGUCGAGCUGGAUCCGCCCAGCCCCAAGAGUCAGCCUUUGACGCUGCGCAAGCCGACAUCCAGCUCGACGCCGGACUUGCAAGCGGCGAAGCCUUCGUCGAGGCAGCCGCACGAGCCUCGCCGGCAGCGAUCGUUCCGAAGCGCGAGCUCGUCCAGCAAGAGCACCAAGGCGAGCGGAGUGAUGGUGGAGCAAACAGUCAGCACCAUCAUUGAAGACCCGGCAAUAGAGGACUACUACCGGAUCGAGCGACCAGCCCGUGCAGCACGCACUUCGCCGAGCAAGUCGGACCUGUCGGAGCAGGAGAUUUACACACCGCACACACUCGAUGGCGAUCUGUCCACGCCGGGACGUUUCAACAGCCACUGGGCCGAAAGUCCAACCACUCCGGCGACGAUCUGGACUCCUUCGACGCCAGCUUCCACCCGGCCGUUGAUGGGCGCCGACGGCAAGUCACCGCAGCUGCCGGACACCGUCGACGCAGAGGGGCAGGAAUGGGUCCUGCACUGCUCGCCUUCGGAUGCCGCUCCGCGUCCGUCGCGCGCGCACCGACCCACGGCGGGUGACGACUCGGUUGGUCUCGGCAUCGCAAUGGCCUCCACGCCAUGGACCGCGCCGUCGGUGUGGGACAGCGGCGAGCCUGAUGCGGCCCUUGUUCAAGAGGAUGCUGAGAUGCGGCUGCGCAUGGCCUCACGGCCUGCUACUGGCUCUUCUGCCAAGCGCUCUUGA